AUUUAUGUCCCUUCUCCUAAUUUAAAAAGUCGGCGUGAAAUCAUUAAACUUUGUGUCCGCAAGCUACCACUCAAACCUGAGGUUGACUUAGAGGAGAUUGCAGCUCUAACCAAAGGCCUAAGUGGUGCUCAAAUUACUAGUAUGUUUAAUGAAGCCUAUAUUUUAAGCGUCCGCAGCGGCCAAAAAUACAUUGACUACGAAAUGAUUUUUGAAGCCUAUGACCGGGUAUUAAUGGGGCCUUCUUGGACCAGUCAAACUCUAACUCUAGCCAAAAAGAAAAUAGUGGCUUAUCAUGAAGCCGGUCAUGCGGUUAUUGGCCUGAGUUUACCAGAAACAACGGUCAAAAAAAUUACUAUUAUUCCACGCUUGUCAGCCGGUGGUUAUACUUGGAUUGAUUUGUAUGGGGAGAAAGGUGAUGAUUAUCUUAUCAACAAAAGUCAGAUGCUAGCCCAAGUGAUGUCUUUUUUAGGUGGACGAGCCAGUGAGGAAUUAAUUUUCGGUUUGGAAUAUAUCACGAUUGGUGCUUAUAGCGAUUUUAAGCAAGCCACCAGCAUUAUUCGAGACCUAAUUCUGCGUUAUGGAAUGUCGGAUUUGGGGAUUGUUCCGACUCAAGAAACUUUUUUUGCGAGUGAAGAGAUACCACCGGAAUUGCCCGAA
This is a messenger RNA of Racocetra persica, 657 nucleotides long. NCBI's taxonomy places the organism in Eukaryota, Fungi, Glomeromycota, Glomeromycetes, Diversisporales, Gigasporaceae. The record is from the annotation of a GenBank genome assembly.